Molecule: messenger RNA, 3562 nt
Organism: Acipenser ruthenus (sterlet)
Lineage: Eukaryota; Metazoa; Chordata; Actinopteri; Acipenseriformes; Acipenseridae
Product: tripartite motif-containing protein 42-like
Exons: 3
Coding region: 1829-3022 (397 amino acids)
Molecular function (GO): protein binding
Source: RefSeq, a predicted model, not a curated record
UUACCACUUUCUGGAUAAACUUAUUGGUAACUUUUUUUUCGAUUAAUUUAAGGUGCACUGCAGUGAAUUCAAAUAAAACAAACUUGGAAGAAAAAAAAAGUUUUUACUUUCACAAAAAAUGGAAUUAAUUAAUUAAAUUUGGAAUUCUAUGAACCCUUAUUGUGGUGACAAGGGUAUUUAUUUCGGCACCUGCCAUCGAUAACUAACAUCCCACGUGGUGUUUACAAUCAACAGCUGGUUUGGAUCUGAGAUGUCGCAGAGUGAACGGAAAUUAGAAGAGAAAUGGUGGAAGAAAAGUGCAGAAGAGCGGCCAAAAUCAUCCCCUCCAGCGAGCUCUGGCAAGGAAACAGGGAAGAAAAAAUGUGAGGACAAAUUGAGCCCUGACGAUUCAAACAGCAGGUCCAUCAAAAGACCAAAAGGUCAACAGAAGGAUUUGAACAGUGAACAAAAACAUUUGCAUCAACUACUUACCUGCCCAAGCUGUGAGAAUCUGUGCCAACAAGCCCAGUUACUACCCUGCCAUCACAGCUUGUGUGGGAGUUGUGUGGAAAAGAUUAAAAAGCAAACUUGCGGAGACAUAUACGGACGUUCUUCUGCCAAGUGUCCUGUGUGCAAGUCAGAGUUCAACUUCAGCAAGAACGACAUCCAGCUCUUUCCAAAAAACAACUUGCUUUGCAACAUCAUUAGCAGGUACUCCCAAGAGAGUUCCAAAAAGAGCCCGGCAGGUGCAGAAGACAAUAGCAUUUACUGUGAGUUUUGCCUAAAGCAAAAGAGCUUGGCACACGUGCAUUGUAAAACCUGCAAGCUGAAUUUCUGCAAGAAAUGCCUGCAGAGGAUCCACAGCCACCCAGCCUUCCUGGCUCACUUCCUAACUGAUCCUGCAAACAAAAAGUCAGAUCCAAUUCCAUGCUUCUAUCACCCUGAAAAAACCUUGACUUUUUACUGUCUUACUGACAAAACCCCAGUCUGCAAUGAGUGCACAGUCACUGGCCACAAAACACACACAGCAAUUAGUGUUCAGGAGGCCUACACUGAGGAAUCUGGACACCUCAUUGAAAUCUUGACACGUUCAGAAAUAGGCAAGUGAAGUUACCUUGUAUACUACUAGAGAUCGUUAUUUUUUGUAAUUCAAUUAGACCACUCUACAGAUGCGAUGCCGACAGUAUGGUGUGCACAGUAUAGGAAUUGGCUGAAGAAAGUUCUUAUAUUAAAGACUAUCAUGUAUUUUACUGUCAGUUCCCUUGAGCAGACCAUGUUUGCAUCUUGCCACUAUUGGAUGCAAUUACCAGGAAUGUUUGCGAUCAGUACAUUUUCACGAAUUUAGAAUCCACAAAAUGCUGCAUGAGUUUCUAAACAAUAUAUGUAUGCUUAAUGUACGCAAACGUUUGUCGUCAUAAAUAUUUACACAGAGGAACAUUGGAACAUUGGAAAAAUUAAGUUGUUUUGAAAAGUAGGGGGCUUAUUCAACUAACUGGAAUCAGGGAAGGGUAAAUUGAUUGAUAUGGAUAAUCAAAUUAUAACUGUGAAAUGAUCAUAACAGGUUACCAGGGUUUUUUUGGGUAUAGGCAGUCAAACAGUUUGACCCACAGGAGGUGGUGCAUAGUAAGCUUGAGCUUGACGUGUGUAUUUCAAAGCUUUGAGAGGGGAUAGAAUGUAAUUUAAACUAAGAUUUUUGUAAGAGUAAUUUACAUAUAUAAUAUGCUAAAAACUGCCAGUCUAGCCACAAGUUUCAAAGGUAUUUGUAAAAGUUUUGAUAUUCAAGGUUUUCCUGUCUGUUUUUACCUGUUGUUCUUCAGCAAAGUAUUCAUGCGAAAAUGACAUCAUAGACAUGAACAAUUUACUAUUGAAAAUAAAAGACAGCAAAAUUGAAACGCACAAAAGAGUCGGUGAAGGAUUCCUGGACUUACACAAGAUACUUGGGGACUUUGAAGACUUGCUGAUUGACACAAUGAAUAAGCAGGCAGCAGAAAGAGCAGAGCGAGUAGAGAGCUUCAUCAGCCAUUCCUCCAAGAAGCUGUAUCCUCUGGAGGGUUUGCUUCUGUACUGCAAGGAAGCUCUGAAGGAACACAACCAAGGGGCUUUCCUGCAGUCUGUUAACCACCUGACGUCACAGGUGGUCAGCAUUGUAGAUGAGCUCUACGUACCUGAGGAUGAACUGAAAGAAGACCCUUACAAGAGCUUUAGACUGGGAUUUGGAAAUGUUUCAAAAGAUCUGAUUGAUCUUCUUCAAAGUAAUCUUUAUCAUGAUGAAGUGGAGAGACCCAGAACACCAAAGCUAUACAUCAAUAACAAAUAUCCACCUGAGCCUCCUGAGUUAUUGUUCCAGGUAGAGGACACUGAAACCAUGACCAAGACAUACUCCCCAGAGCCGAAACAGUACAAGCGUGUCUCCAAGUCGCCUCUGACGGUGCCACCAAGUAAGGUUGUCCAGGUGAAAGGAGAAAAUAGCUUCAAAAUGGCGAGAAGACAGGAGAAAAGGCCGAGAAGCACUCCGCCUUAUCAAGAAGACCACCGUCUGAUGAACACCUUCCACUGUCACUCUGGCAGGAGCCACGAUGACCUGGAAGCUCUUCCCUCUUCAAGGAAUUUCUCAGUAAAAGUACCAGACUGCUUGCUGCCCAGACCACCAAUCAUCUACCAGCACAUAAUGCUUGAAGAUACUGCAAAGAUUUACUGGAUGGUCCCAACUGGAGAAAACACUGAUGUUUUUGAUGUCCAGUUUCAAGAAGUGGUUUCUAAUGAUUCCAGGAUGUUUUUGUCAGAAGAGCGAGGGGGCCUUUUUUCUGGAAUAAAGGCUUGCACUUUUGAAACAGGAUCCCUGAACCCCUGCUCAGAAUAUCUUUUCAGAGUGCGAGGAGUGAACACCAAUGGAGAGGGAGAAUGGAGCUAUCCUUAUAGGGUGAGCAUGCCGUCCGGUGCAAUAGCUGGCCAACCGGUAAACCAGUGGUUAUCAACUCUGGCACUUGAGAUCCACUGCAGUCCGGGAGUUUGUUCCAAUCAAUUCCUUAGGCAGGUCAAUUAAUAAUUUAGGACCUGGUUGAAAAAAUAUAUAUAUUUGGAAUGGAACUUGAGGGAUCUACCUUUUCAGUGUUUUGACAUUCUAUCAAAACUGUGAGGAAGUACCUUCUGUGUCUGUAAGUGUCCCUUGGCUACCUGAUAUGUCAUAUUUGAGUGCCUUCUUAUGUACUCUUUGUUGUGUCAUGGUGUGUAUUCAAAACCACUCCGUGGACCUGUUAAACAAAGAGUUCAAAAGAAGGGUUCACACUAAAAUGAACAAACUCCUAGAAACAUAUCAGAUGAAGAACAAAAAAUAUAUAGAAGAUGUCAGUUAUUUUACGAAACUCAAAAUCAUUAAAUCUUAAAAAAAAAAAAAAAUGUUGAAAUGGCUCAGUCUGGGUCAAGUGGUGCAAGUAAAGUGGUCUGGUAAUUUAUUAAUUCAAGCUUUUAGAUGUACAGAAGGUGGAUUUAGCUGUACACAGCAGGGUUUAAUAAUUAGAUUUGAUAAUUGCAACAUGGGCAGGAGUUCUGGACUCUGCAAAAUGACAUCUCUCAUAAUAACACC